Messenger RNA from Sinocyclocheilus anshuiensis, 1106 nucleotides. Its product is annotated as CD40 ligand-like. Gene Ontology annotation, biological process: immune response. Gene Ontology annotation, molecular function: tumor necrosis factor receptor binding. The coding region runs from base 34 to 828 and encodes 264 amino acids. The record is from RefSeq and is a predicted model, not a curated record. Gene Ontology annotation, cellular component: membrane. The transcript has 5 exons. Lineage: Eukaryota; Metazoa; Chordata; Actinopteri; Cypriniformes; Cyprinidae.
CAUCUCUUCUUGUCAACUUGUCCUCUCUUCAUCAUGAUAAACACCUUUCACAGUAGCUACAAUCCCCCACCGGUGCCUCCACGGGCAGGAUACAGCAAACGUCAGCCAGCGGGCAACUCACCUUUAGUCAAGUUUUUGUCAAUGAUGCUACUGCUGUUAACGAUUCUGACCUUCGGAGGCUUCCUCUGCCUGUUCCAGAAACUCAACAUGCAGCUCCAGGGCAGUUAUUAUGAAGACAUGACAAGCCUACAGAGACUACAGGACUGUGCGGAUAGCAGUAAAGGAGAAGACUCAAUGACAGAAUGUGGCAAACUGAUGGAAAAAUAUAAAACUGUCAUAGCUAAGGUUUCACAAGCAAAUGAAAAAUUGUCUAAGUUAACUGGAGGGCCACACUUCAUUGGACCAGCUGCACACAUGACUGCUCUGAGCGAACAUAAAGAUAAGAAUUCGGACUUCUUGAAGUCAAACAGUCUUCUUUGGGACGAAGAGCAUUCGCUGCUACAGGACGUACGGCUUAGCACCAAACGGGACAAGUUGACCAUUCGAUAUCCCGGAAUCUAUUUCAUCUAUUCCCAAGUCACCUUCUCCAAACAUUCUACUUCUUUUGGAUUAAAGCAAUCCAUAAGGAGCAUAGAACCCAAGAAACAGGAAGUCAAGGAGCUACUCAAGUCUUUUUGCAGUUUGGACCCAAACGCAUCAAAUUUGUGUACAGCCUCUCUGGCAGGGGUAUUCCGCCUAGAGAAAGACCAACAGCUCUAUAUUACAGUUGCAAACACAUCCUUGGUGAACCGGGACUCCUGCAGCUUUGGAUUAUUCCAAUUGCGGUAAAGAACACUCUGGAACUGAAAUGCGGGAGAAGGGGUAGAUGGAUGAUACGAGAUGGUCAGGGAUUGACUGGAUCAAGGCACUAUAAUUAAACGGAUAAUUAUGCAGUCACGUGCAUGGCAUCUGAAAAAGAUCAGCUCCAGGGAAAGUCACUGCACCACAUUUUCUCCUUGACGUCAAACCACAAUUCAAGUUCAGGACAAACGAGGAAGACACUGAAAUCUUCUGAACGGGGGAACAUCCUUUCAAUUAUAUAGUUCAUUGCAAAUAGAACCUGAUAA